UCUUCUUUUUUAAACUAAAAUCGCUACAGUUUAAAAUUUCUCCUCUCAUUCAUGUUUUAUGUGUUAUUACAUAGAAUAUAUUAGUUUAGAAGCCUACGAGGAGCAUCUUCUUGUAUAGGCAUCUUGCUUUUUCACGAUGUUCACUCCAUGUCUUCAUCAAAUUGCUUUUCUGGUCAUUUUAUUUUUUGAAGUUUUUAGAAGUUUGGUGAAGCUUUGGCUCAUCGCAUGCCUCAAAUGGACAUGGUAUGUAAACGUUGUGUGCUGUGGAAUCUAGUGUCCAUCUCUUCUUUAGGUGUGACUUUGCGCGACAAGUUUGGCUUCUGUCUCGGGUCCAGCUCCGCUCAGAUGCAAUGCCAGAUACAAGCAUCCUUGAACUUUGGAUAAGGCUCAACAAUGACCUCCAAGACUCAGCUGAGAAAGACCAAACGGUAGCUUUCAUGGUGGGGACAUUAUGGAAGGCACGAAAUGCCCUACUGUUUGAGCAACAACCUUGGUCUGUAUCCCAGGUUCCUUGAUAAAGCAAACACUUAUUUCCAGGAAUUUGGCUUGUGUAAGCCGCAACCUGACCGAAACACUGCAACGAAUCAUCUCGUCACGAGUGAACGGUGUCCUCCUCCAAUUGGGACUCUCAAGUGUAAUUUUGAUGCGGCGUUUCACAACCAUGAUAAGCAAGGCGCGGCAGGGGCAGUCUUCCGGGAUCAUCUAAGGAGAUUUCAGGGCUGUAAAGCUGAAUUACUACAAAGCUGUGUGAGUGUCGCCCUCUUAGAAGCCUUGGCACUAAGGGGGGCGACGAGGCUAGCGGAAGAAAAAGGAUGGCGGAGCGUGUCUUUUGAAGGGGAUGCUGAGAUGAUAGUAGAUAUGGUAAAUGGCUGCUACUCAGUGUCUCAAGAGGUUGCAACUGUAAUUGAUGAUAUUGUUUCUAUCAAAGAAUUUUUCAGUCACUGUUCCUUUAAGUUUGUUUCUAGGACUAUCAAUUGGGUGGCAGAUAUGUUUGCUAAAAAAGCCCUUAUCUGUAAUGGUUUUGUCCGUGAUUCAACCAGCCAACUGAAAUGGUUGAAUGAGCUGUUGAACUUGUAACCCUUUCCAAUUGCAAUGAAUCAUAACUUUUGUCAAAAAGAAAAAAAAAAGAAAAGAAAAGAAAAGAAAACUACAAUAUCAUGUAUUGAUAAAAAAGAGAGAUAUUUGCUAAAAAUACAUAACCUUCACAUUAGUUGUAUUACCACACAACCUAUAACAUCACUAACUUGGCCAUUGCUAAUCCUCUCCAGAAUCUCGAUCAAAGCCAAUCACAAUCUAUUAUUCAUCUAUCACCUAACUUAUGAGGAGGUCAUGGCUCACUGAAUCAAUUAUCUCAU
Molecule: messenger RNA, 1355 nt
Organism: Ricinus communis (castor bean)
Lineage: Eukaryota; Viridiplantae; Streptophyta; Magnoliopsida; Malpighiales; Euphorbiaceae
Exons: 2
Coding region: 466-1077 (203 amino acids)
Molecular function (GO): nucleic acid binding; RNA-DNA hybrid ribonuclease activity
Source: RefSeq, a predicted model, not a curated record